UACUCACACUGCAUCAGCACAAUCCCCAUCGAACUAUCCUCCAAAUGUCUCCUGCAACCCAAGACAAAGCCGUCCAGAACAUCCUGAUCACCGGCGCGGCCGGGCUCGUCGGGCCCCUGCUGGCGGCUCGCCUCCUCAACACCCCGCAAUACCGGCUCCUCCUAACCGACAUCGCCGAGCCCAUCAUCCCUGCGAACGCCGCCUUCCCGCACCACGCAACGACGCUUCAAGGCGACAUCACCUCCCCGGAAUUCAUCACCACCCUCGUCACCCACCCAUCCAUCCAGCCCCUCCACGCCGUCUUCCUCUUCCACGGCAUCAUGUCCGCUGCCGCCGAAGCCAACCCGUCCCUCUCGCUACAAAUCAACGUCGACUCUAUCCGCCACCUCACCACGGCUCUGAUCGCACACCAUCCCCCACAUGCAGGCAGCGUCCGUGUCCGCGUGAUCUACGCCUCCUCCCUCGCCGUCUUCGGCCCGCCCUUCCCCACCUCAAGCGACGGCACGGGCAAACCGGUGGUACUAAAGAUUCCCCCCACAUGGGCGCCCACGCCGCAAAGCACCUACGGCACGCACAAGCUCAUGACCGAGGUGUAUCUCAACGAGCUGCACCGCCGCGGGCUCCUCGACGUCUUCACCUGUCGCUUCCCGACCAUUGCCGUCCGCCCGGGCAAGCCCACUGGCGCGGCGUCGAGUUUCUGGAGCGGUAUCAUCCGUGAGCCGAUGAAUGGGAUGGAAUGCGUGGUGCCCAUCAAGGAUAGGGGGUUCAGGGGGUUUAUGAGUUCGCCCGGGAAGGUGGUGGAGAAUCUGGUGAGGGUGUUGGGAUGGGAGAGUGGGCUGUUGCCGGCGCAUGUGAGGUGGGUUCUAUUCCCUGGGGCUGCGGUUAGCGUGCAGGAGUUGAGGGAUGCGCUGGCGAGGUAUGGUGGCGAAGAGAGGCUGGGGCUGAUUAGGGAGGUGGAGGAUGAAGGGCUGGGCAGGAUUUUGAGGAGUUGGGCGGAGGACUUUGAAGUUGGAGAGCCGUUGAGGUUGGGUCUGGUUGGGGUUGAGAGCGGGGAUGAGAUUGUGAGGGAGUAUGUUCAGGAUUUGAAUAAGUGAGGUGGAUCGGGAAUCGAUGUUAUAGUUAGUAGUAUGAGCUUUUGCCUAUUCCACGUACGGAUUAAGCACGGCAGCUACUCAAUUCCUUUACCACUUUUAGCCAGA
Molecule: messenger RNA, 1199 nt
Organism: Parathielavia appendiculata
Lineage: Eukaryota; Fungi; Ascomycota; Sordariomycetes; Sordariales; Chaetomiaceae
Product: NAD(P)-binding protein
Exons: 1
Coding region: 45-1094 (349 amino acids)
Source: RefSeq, a predicted model, not a curated record